CACGACCGAACGCAUCACCAUGCAUGCUAGACUUGUUUACGUUCUCGGCUGCGAUCUUCGACUUACUUUCCGUCUGCCCUGACAUCCUAACUAAUCUUUUCCAACUAUCCUACAUCUAACAUGACGAAAGAAUUCCAAGACAAGGUCGUCCUGAUCACAGGUGCAGCGAGCGGUAUCGGCCGAGCCACAGCCCUCAAACUCUCCUCCCUCGGCGCCUCCCUCGCCCUCUGCGACCUCAACUUCCCCAACCUCAGUGCCGUAGCCUCCGAAUGCAAAACACCCACCCACCUCCGCAAAGUCGACGUAGGCUCCUCGUCUCAAGUCCAAGAAUUCGUAGACAGCACAGUAAAAGGGCUAGGUCGCCUGGACUACGUUUUCAACUGCGCAGGCGUCAACCCAACGAGCAUGAAGCUCGAAGAUACCGACGAGGAAUACUGGGAUAAACUCGUAAACACAAAUCUCAAAGGCGUGUUUCUUGUUACGAAAGCCUGUCUUCCGCAUCUGCAGCGCGGAUCUGCCAUUGUUAAUGUGAGCAGUGUGUCUGGUAUUCGUGGCUCGGCUCUUCAGUCUGUGUAUUGUACUACGAAAUUCGGACUCAUUGGCAUGACUAAGUCGCAUGCGUUGGAAUUUGGGCCUAGGGGUAUUAGGGUGAAUUGCGUUGCGCCGGGGUAUAUUGAUACGCCGUCGAAUGCAGGGAUUGUCAAAGGCGGAGAGGCGGUUGAGCGCAUGAGGAAUGGGAAUGCGUUGGAGAGGUUGGGCGAGCCUGAGGAGGUGGCGGAUGUUGUUGCGUUUUUGUUCGGGGAGGGCGCGAGGUAUGUUAAUGGGGCUGUUUUGGAGAUUGAUGGGGGGAUCAAGAUGAGUAGUACUACGAGCAAGUGAGAGGGAGGAAAGAUAAGAGGAAACAAUAGAGUGCGCUUUUGACUCAGACUGCGGCCUGAUCGUGGUUCUGGCUGGUUAUUGAGAUCAUACUUUGGUAUAAAAUGAGCAGAAGUGGCAGGCUGACUUGUGAAGAAAGACAGGGUCAUUGCUAUGACAAUAGUCAAAGCUCCCUAUGUACUUACGUCUGUCAAGGUCUGAUGUUGCGGUUACCCAACGGGAACCUGGGCCAGAGGAACUCCUUAGUCACGUGCAAGAUCGCCAGUGGCGCUAGCGCCUGUCGCAUGUCGAAAGUUCCGUCGCGACAUCGUACUCUCACC
Molecule: messenger RNA, 1196 nt
Organism: Alternaria rosae
Lineage: Eukaryota; Fungi; Ascomycota; Dothideomycetes; Pleosporales; Pleosporaceae
Exons: 2
Coding region: 121-879 (252 amino acids)
Molecular function (GO): oxidoreductase activity, acting on the CH-OH group of donors, NAD or NADP as acceptor
Source: RefSeq, a predicted model, not a curated record